Penicillium odoratum is the source of this 2136-nucleotide messenger RNA. RefSeq names its product Het-C domain-containing protein. The transcript is spliced from 4 exons. The record is from RefSeq and is a predicted model, not a curated record. Bases 1 to 2136 code for a protein of 711 amino acids. NCBI's taxonomy places the organism in Eukaryota, Fungi, Ascomycota, Eurotiomycetes, Eurotiales, Aspergillaceae.
AUGCCUUUCCAUACAGGGAUCUCCGCCCUACUGGUGUGUCUUGUGUUACUCCCACAGGUCCACGCCUUCGGUGCUGGCAACAUUGCCUCUAUUUCUGCAGUCGAAGGCAAGAACUGGCGCCAUGGUGAUAUCGAGGAUGUGCUCAAAACGAUCGCAUGUAUCGCGGGGCACAAAUGGACAUCAACCAUGAUCAAGCGUGUUUAUUUUGGCAACUGGCUUCGCGAUUAUUCACAGGCGAUGGAUGUCGGGACCCUGAAAAAUCUCCAAGCCGAAACGAUCCGCAUCUUAGUGUGGGUCCUCUCGUUCCUGAGCUUCGGUUAUGCGACUGGAGAAUUCGAGGUUACAUCCGAGCGACUUGGGGUUUAUCGUCCUGAGGAGCAUAUCGAUAACCCUAAGGAUUAUGCCGAUAAUGAAGAUGCGCGCCAGUACGACGAGCGCUUGCGAGGGCCGAUUCGCCAGGUGGAAUUGGAUAUUGAUAUGGAGACUGGUAUGAAGAACUAUAUCGCGAAUGAGAAGGGAGAUUGGGCUACUAGCUCUGCCUAUAUCAAGUAUAGCUUGAGUCGCAGCAUCCACUACGGACGCAUGUAUACCCAUGGUGGGGAGCGCAAGCAUAAUGAAGAGGAUCUGUGUGAGGCGCUGCGGUGUCUUGGACAGGGCCUUCACACGCUUGAGGAUUUCGCGGCGCAUACUAACUACUGUGAGCUAGCAUUGCGGGAGAUGGGCUUCCAGAAUGUCUUUCCACAUACUGGGACGGCUACCCAGAUUAAUGUCCGUGGGCAUAAUAUCUUCCCACUGGUGACUGGCACUUUUGGUAUGGUCGAUUUCUUCCACUCUGUCUUGGGUGAGGCUACCGAUCAUUUCACCCAGUCGGAGGUUAACGAGAUGGACAUCGCGCUGGGUGAUGCUGAGAACAACUCCCAUUCAAACAACUCCCUCAAUGCUCUUACUGGGUUACUGGGCAAGAUUCCAGGAACGAGAGAUCUGGUCCACGAGGCCGAGGAUUUGAGAAAGCUUUCUGAUGAGCAGGAGAUGACCAACCGCUCCCGAGGCUCGCAUAUGGGCUAUGCUCAAACUCGCGGUAUGGAAGAACAAUCUCGCGCAGACGGCCCAUCGCCCAAGCCCGGUCUCCAGGGCAUGCCCGAUUUCAACGCGCAAGAAACCGUCAAGAAGAUCUAUCCAAUUCUCGCCUUCCGAGACAAGGUUGUCCGGAAGCUGAACUCAAUCAUCGAAAAGGUCCCAGGCCUAGAAGCGAUCAUCGACAAGAUCACCGAAACACUAACCGUCUUCAUCAUGUCAUUGCUUGCACCAUUUAUUCGUCCUCUCAUCAACGCUGCCUCCAAGUCUCUGCAAACAGGUUCCUCCGGUGUGGUUGCCGCCUCCGGCAAACACCAGUAUGAGCCGUGGACCGAUCCCCACUGCACGGAUCCCACUCACUCGCUCCUCUCCAAGGACCACUUCGCCAACAUUCUCAACGAGCCGGCAGGCCAGGUCGCCUCCGCCAUUGUGAAGUACGUUGCCCCCCGCAUCCUCUACGCCUGGCAGCAUAUCGACGUCCCAGAACACGAAGUGUUGAACGAUUGCAUGAGAAUCUUCCACCACCCCGCCUUCAGAGACAUGAACAACGAAGCCCACCGCACCAUGUUCGAAGCUGUGCAGAGCUGGGUCCACUCCCGUCCAGACCGCGGUGCCGACCUAAACGACGUUCUCGGUUCCGAAGGUGUCAGAGCAGGCCGUAACACUGGUGGUGUCCCUCACACACAUGGCGGCAGUGGUGGAUUUGCUGCGCUUGGUUCCCAAGGUCAUGGACAUGGAUAUGGACAGAACCAGGGCCAGGGUCAUUCUUCCGGUGGACUUGGUGGGUUCUCUUCGUUUUUCUCGCAGCAGCAGUCGGGCUCGCAGUCAAGCUCGCAGCAGUCUCAUGGCUCGGGUUUGCCUUGGGAUAAGCUUUCUCAUCUGCCUAUUCCCGGUAUGUCCAAUCUGAAUAAGCUGGAGAGUACUAUUUCCAAUUUCAUUCCUGGCGGGUUUUCUCAUGGCUCGAGGGAUUUGGAUCAUCAGGCGGGGAAUGGCACGUCGCAGGAACAGCAAUACCAUGGACAAAAUUCUGAUGGCCGGUCCGGAUAUCAUGGCGGGUACUGA